Botrytis byssoidea is the source of this 1107-nucleotide messenger RNA. RefSeq lists its product as uncharacterized. Bases 1 to 1107 code for a protein of 368 amino acids. The transcript has 4 exons. The record is from RefSeq and is a predicted model, not a curated record. NCBI's taxonomy places the organism in Eukaryota, Fungi, Ascomycota, Leotiomycetes, Helotiales, Sclerotiniaceae.
AUGUCUUUCUCCAAGAUCGCUGUUGUGGCUGGUGCCGCUUUUAUCUCUGGUGUUGCUGCUCACGGACGUGUCCAAGGUAUCACUGCUGAUGGUGUUUGGUAUGAGGGUUAUAACCCAGCUUUCCAAUACGAACAAGUCGCACCAGUUGUUGCUGGAUGGUCUGAUCCAACUGAUCAAUCGAACGGUUUCAUCGCACCAGAUGCUUAUGGUACAUCCGACAUCAUUUGCCACUUGGCUGCCACCAACGCUCAAGGAUACGUCAAUGUUACUGCCGGAAGUGAGGUUAACUUGCAAUGGACCACCUGGCCUGAUUCGCAUCACGGUCCAGUCAUUGACUACCUUGCUGCCUGUACCGGAGAUGACUGCACAACUGUUGACAAGACCACCCUCGGAUUCUUCAAGAUCGAUGGUGUAGGACUUGUCGAUGAUUCCACCGUCCCAGGUACAUGGGCAUCCGAUCAGCUCAUCGCCAACAACAACUCUUGGUCUGUCACCAUCCCAGAGUCCUUGGCACCAGGUGCCUACGUUCUCCGCCACGAGAUCAUCGCACUCCACUCCGCUGAGCAAGCCGAUGGAGCUCAAAACUACCCACAAUGUGUUAACCUUUGGGUUUCCGGAACUGGAUCCGCUGUCCCAGCUAGCGCAGAUACCGUCCUUGGUACUGCUCUUUACACUGAGACGGAUGCCGGUGUGAACGUCAACAUCUAUGCUUCCCUCGCUUCAUACGAUGUUCCAGGUCCUACUCAAUGGGCUUCCGCUACUGCUUCCGUUGCUCAAGGUACUUCCGGAGCAGUUGCCACCGCCGCCGCUGUCGUUUCUUCCGCCGCUUCUUCCGCCGCCGUUAUCGCCUCUUCUUCCGCUCAAACCACCGCAGAAGUUGCCGCUACCAGUUCCGCUGCCCCAGUCGCCAGCGUAGCCUCCUCUUCCGCUGUUGUUGCCGCCAGCUCCAUUGCUAGCGUCGCUUCAUCAGUUAUUUCCAGUUCCGCAGCAUCAGUUGUUACCUCCGCCCCAGCUGUUACCUCUGCACCUUCAAACGACGUUACUGAUAUGAUCACUGACUACGUCACCGUUACCGAUGUUGUAACUGUUACCGUCACUGCUGCAUAA